Molecule: messenger RNA, 1590 nt
Organism: Entrophospora sp. SA101
Lineage: Eukaryota; Fungi; Glomeromycota; Glomeromycetes; Entrophosporales; Entrophosporaceae
Source: the annotation of a GenBank genome assembly
AUGAUAAUAGAAAAUAAUCAUGUAAAAACAUUAAAAGGGUUCAAAGAAGAAAGAAUAAUUAGAAUAUUGAGUGAUGAAUUAGUUUAUAAUGAAGCAUAUAAAUCAGUUCAAGUCCUAGUUUUGGAAAUGCCUUUAGAAGGUGAAUGGAAAAAAAUGAAUAGUGAAAAAUUUGGUGGAAUUUGUAUUCCACCAGAAAGAAAUCAUGAAAUGGAUCUACAAUUCUUGAAAAAUAUAUUAUCAUCAUCACAUAAUGACUCUUCAAUAAAAAGUAUGGAGGAUAUGGUGGAAGAGUUUAAAGAAACUUACGUGUAUGUUAGAGGUUAUGCUGGGUUUACUGUAGAUAAAAUUUCCCAGAUUUUUCAAAAAUCUGUUCUGAGUUUUCUGGAAUCCAACGAAACAUUGAGAUUAAUUUGUCAAUUACCACAUGAACAUGAUUAUUUCCUAGAACUAGUAGAAAAUAUUUUGAUGAAUGCUUUACAUGAAAAAAUAUUCAUUCAAUCACUAUUACCAAUUUAUCAUUCACAUGACACAUACCUUGAAUCAAUACUGAAUGUCUAUGCAAAUGCACACAUCACACUUAAAGAUUAUGGUGUAUCAGAACGCCUUCAAGAUAUCCCGGUAGAAAUGUUAGAAUCAGCGCGUGAAAUCUUGAAAUUGAUUGAUGGUGAUAACAACGAGUGUGAAUCAACAACUAUUUCAUCAUAUGCAGGAUUAGGAAUCACCAACAUAGAUGAUCAGGAUGAUAAGAAAUUGACGCAUAAUGAAAACUUUUUAGCUUCUAUACCUUCAACAACUCCAUUAGAGAAAUUUAGAUUAAAUCAUUUGGCAAGCGUUUUAUUCUACAUGAGGACUUUUCGUUUAUCAAAAAUUGAGAGAUCGGAAUUAAGCUUUGCUUUGACUACAUUACAAGCCUCGACAGAAUUUAUUAAAUCAGACCCAUUGUCAAUUCACGAUGCUAUAUCCACCACAUCAUCAAUCUCAUCAAUCUCAUCUUCCCAUUCAUCAUUUAAAUUUCCAUCACCGUUAAUCAAUUCAUCUAAUCGUAUACGCAGUCGUGCAACUUCAAUAUCCACACCUUCUUCGCCAAUAAUCUCGUCACAAUUAAAUAAUCCGAAUAUUAACAAUAACGUAUCAACCAAUCAUUCCUCAAAUUAUUCCGUUACAACUCCUACUACAUCGUCACAAUCAUCAUCAAACAAUAGACGUGAUAAAUCACCUGCAAGGUCAUUUACUUCAACUACCAGUUCAAGAACAAGUCCUUCAGCGAUUGUUAAUAGUAAUAGAAAUCGUAAUUCACACAGCGAUGAAAUCAAUUCCUCUUCAUCAUCAUUCACCUCAACCACUUCAAGUGGAAAGUUGUCUUUUGAUAAUUAUUAUUACAAUUCAAAUAAUAAUAGCCCAUUUUGUGUGCCUACUAUAGAAGAUAACCAUCAUGAUGUUCAUCAACCACCGCAACCAUCAGUAAGAAGAAGAAGAUCUUCAAUUGCACCUGGUGGUCUAGUUAUAAAACCACAAAUUUUAUUAGUUCCUUCGCGUAGCCCUCAACCACGUACUAGUAUUGACAAUGAUCAAUUAUAUCAAACCUAUUGA